AUGAGUGGGCUGCUAAGAACCACAUCGCGGUCAGAAUCAGAAAACAGUGUAUACGGUAAAUUCACACGCCCCCAUUCCAGUUUGGUAGAGUUCUACAUGCAAUUCGAGAGCGCGCAGCGCUAUCGACAAGAUAAAUUAAACGCAGAGUGCGUGGGUUACCUGCCUGAGUUUAAAACGCCAUUAGCACUCGAGCGUAAUAUUGCACGAGAAUUCACGAUCACUAUUUUUUAUGAGCUACAGAAAGAAAUAGAAGCAGCUUGUUUUUAUUGUUCUGUGAUUGGUGUACGCCAAGACAGGGAUAGCACCCAUUACGACAUUGCAAAUGAGGGCAACAUUAUUGCGACCAUGCACUACAAGGUUGGUAGUCUUGGAGCAUCAUGCAACUGCAACUUGUUCCGAAGAAUGGGCUUGGUCUGUCGGCAUAUGUUUGUGGUUUUUCGGGGUGCACAGAUGGAACAGUUACCGGCUGAAUACAUUAUUGUGAGCCGAUGGUGCAAACAUCUUACUUGCGGCGCAUGCAAAGGAGUACCGUCAAAUGGUGAUAAGCCAACCCCUAUAGCAACACAACUGUGGGAUGAGAUAAACACGUGCGUUGGACUGGUAGGCAACAGCCUAGAGCGGCAAACGCGGAUGGUCUCGAUACUGAAGGACCUUAACGCAGAAUUCAGUAGUGACGGACUAUCUACGAACCCUGUUAAGGGUAACCGUGUUGCGAUACAGGCAUUAUGCGGUGUUGAGCCGCCAGAAUCAAUAACAAUCAAGCCCCCCGCCCAAGCGAAGAACAAAGGCACUGGAAAGCGUAUAAAAAGCCACAGGGAGAUAGCCAUCGAGAAAAAUGCCAAAAUCGGACGAAAGUGCGGGAUCUGUGGUAAAUAUGCUCGCCAUAACGCCCGUAGUUGCCCGUCAAAGUAA
Molecule: messenger RNA, 912 nt
Organism: Ipomoea nil (Japanese morning glory)
Lineage: Eukaryota; Viridiplantae; Streptophyta; Magnoliopsida; Solanales; Convolvulaceae
Product: protein FAR1-RELATED SEQUENCE 5-like
Exons: 1
Coding region: 1-912 (303 amino acids)
Biological process (GO): regulation of DNA-templated transcription
Molecular function (GO): zinc ion binding
Source: RefSeq, a predicted model, not a curated record